CCCCUCUCUCUCUCUCUAUUAGUACCCACUCUUCCUAUAUAUACCACUAUUUUUUACAGUUUUUUUCUCCCUCUGUACCCUCUUUGUCUUUCUAUGUUCUAGCAGUGUUGUCUCGGCUGUUUCAACCUUGAGAAGCAGAGACAUUCGCAAAAAGUCUCGCCGACAUACCAUAUAUAUGUUGAAGCGGAUUUGAGAGGGAGAGAGCGCUCAGUUAUUUUUUGUUUCUAAUGCAACACGAAUCAGCGACAAUGUCAGGUUGCCGAGUGGACGAUCCUCGUAUCCAUGGCAUCAAGUCUCAAAUCCGGGUUGUCCCUAACUUCCCUAAACAAGGGAUUAUGUUUCAAGACAUCACAACAUUGUUACUCGAUCCUAAAGCCUUCAAAGACACCAUCGAUUUGUUCGUCGAGCGUUACAGAGGCAAAAACAUCUCAGUAGUUGCCGGAAUAGAGGCUCGGGGUUUUAUAUUUGGUCCUCCCAUUGCAUUGGCAAUAGGAGCAAAGUUUGUCCCGCUGAGAAAACCAAGAAAACUACCUGGUAAAGUUUACAAAGAAGAGUAUGUAUUGGAAUAUGGUAGUGAUUGCCUUGAGAUGCACAUCGGAGCAGUGGAACAUGGUGAACGAGCUUUGGUGGUUGAUGAUUUGAUUGCUACUGGUGGCACCCUCUGCGCGGCUAUGAAUUUGCUGGAACGUGCUGGAGCCGAAGUUGUUGAAUGUGCAUGUGUGAUUGAAUUACCAGAUUUAAAGGGACGUGAGCGGUUGAAUGGAAAGCCUCUCUAUAUUCUUGUGGAGUCUCACUAGCACUUGGCAGAUUACGUUAUGACCUCUGUUGCCAUGCUGCAGCACGGCAAACUGUACAUUAGAGGGCUAUUGCAGGCUGUCUCUCAUCUGAAGAUCUUCUUUCAUUUUUCCCUUCCAUUUCUGAGUAGUGGAUUUUGAAACAACUUGAUAAUUGUAAGACCUUUCAUUUCCCCCAUUAGCGUAGGAACAAUGAACUUAUGCAAUCAGUUUGAUGACAAAUGCUUGCAGGGAACAUCUCUUUCUUGCAAGCAUAAAUUGUUAUUACUCUUCUUGAGGAUGUUAUUAUUGAGGCUUCGUUAAUAGCCCAAUGACCAUAUGUUUGUAGAUCACCACGUGCUUUUGCUGCAAAAAAGCUCCAG
This is a messenger RNA of Ilex paraguariensis (yerba mate), 1156 nucleotides long. The record is from the annotation of a GenBank genome assembly. NCBI's taxonomy places the organism in Eukaryota, Viridiplantae, Streptophyta, Magnoliopsida, Aquifoliales, Aquifoliaceae.